Molecule: messenger RNA, 2782 nt
Organism: Myxocyprinus asiaticus (Chinese sucker)
Lineage: Eukaryota; Metazoa; Chordata; Actinopteri; Cypriniformes; Catostomidae
Gene: mtg2
Product: mitochondrial ribosome-associated GTPase 2
Exons: 6
Coding region: 916-1866 (316 amino acids)
Cellular component (GO): mitochondrion
Molecular function (GO): GTP binding; GTPase activity; magnesium ion binding
Source: RefSeq, a predicted model, not a curated record
CAUAAACAUUAAUUCGACAUGAUAAUGGCAUUUGAUAUGAAAAGAAGCAAGAUCACUAUGGCUAUUAGGCUAUUAUUAUCAGAGCUGUUCAGCUGCAGGGUGAAGAUAAAUAUUUGAAACAGUCUACUUUAUAUCAUCCUUAUAAAACACCUGUUACAUGUCUCAUUUCUGGACCAUACAGGUAUUUUUGUUUUUGUUCUUUGUAUAUCAGUCAGUGUUGGUCUUGUUUGGGUUGUAUGAUUUCAUGUUAUAUACACAUUGUUAAUUCACAUAUUAGGCCUAAUAUCUACCUACUGUAUAUUACACAUCACAACCGAUUUGGUAGCAAGUCUGUUCUCUCAGCCAAUAAUCAAAUCUUUAACUCAGUGAAUAAUCUUUGAUCCUUCUUGUGAAAACACUACACAUGGGCAAAAGUUGCAUGAGAGCAUGACUAAACGGGUGACCGAAAACCCAUCAUCUCCUCCACAGAACUCUUGGCUUAAAAGCACGUGUGUAAAUGGCAGGACAGCUGAGCCCAAUUCCCAAUGCGCUCUAAGUCCUCGUGGUGGCGUAGUGACUCGCCUCAAUCUGGGUGGCGGAGGACGAAUCUCAGUUGCCUCCGCAUCUGAGACCGUCAAUCCAUGCAUCUUAUCACUUGGCUUGUUGAGCACGUUACCGUGGAGACAUAGCGCGUGAAGGCUUCACGCUACUCUCCGCAGUAUCCACGCACAACUCACCACGCGCCCCACCGAGAGCGAACCACAUUAUAGCAACCACGAGGAGGUUACCCCAUGUGACUCUAUCCUCCCUAGUGACCGGGCCAGUUUUGUUGCUGAGGAGACCAGCACGCUCUGGAUUUGAACUCGUGACUCCAGGGGUGGUAGUCAGCAUCUUUACUCGCUGAGCUACUCAGGCCCCCUUGGGAUCUCAUCUUUGAUGGAUUGGCCUAAAUAUUACUUGGAAGAAAUUAUCCCUUUUAAUCUCAAGCACUUUUCAACAAAACAAGGCGAUUUUCCAGUGGACCAGAAGGUAAAAUCACUGUCUUCAUUGUCAGCAGUGUAUUAUGGGAAAAAAGGAGAGGGAGGAAGCAGCAAAAACUGCUAUGGACGCAAUGGCAGUCCCACCUACAUCUCUGUUCCUAUAGGGACAAUAGUGAAGGAGGAGGGGGGAAUAGUGGCAGACCUCUCGCAGCACGGCCUAUUGUAUACUGCUGCAUAUGGAGGAGCAGGAGGCAAGGGGAACCGCUUCUUCUUGUCCAAUGAAAACAGAGCUCCGAUGACGGCCACACCAGGAGAGAAGGGACAGGAACGAGUCGUUCAGCUGGAGCUGCAAACUGUGGCCCACGCAGGACUGGUUGGGUUUCCAAAUGCAGGGAAGUCAUCUCUGUUACGUGCCAUCUCUAAUGCCCGGCCAGUGGUGGCAGCGUACCCCUUUACCACACUGAACCCUCAUGUGGGCAUUGUCAAGUACAGGGACCAUGAGCAGGUGGCAGUGGCUGACAUUCCAGGGCUGAUUCCAGGUGCUCAUCUGAACCGCGGGCUUGGCAUCUCUUUCCUGCGGCACAUUGAGCGCUGUCGUGUCCUGCUGUACGUGUUGGACAUGUCUUUACCAAAUCCGUGCGAGCAGCUGCAGCAAUUGAGCUUUGAGCUGGAACAGUACAAACCUCACCUGUCCUGCAGACCUCACGCCAUCGUGGCCAACAAAAUGGACCUGCCCAACACUUGGAAGAAUCUGAAAGCUCUGAGGAGCCAUGUCCAUCAGCGGGUCAUUCCCAUUUCUGCACUAACUGGGGACAACACAGAAGAACUGAUCCUACACCUGCGACAGCUGUACGAUAGCCACGCUCAGAGCAGCAGUAACUCUAGGCUGUUACCACGGAAGACAUAGACUUUUGAAGAGAACUUUAUGAGGAUGACAAUUUAUUUUGAUGUACUGAAUAAUUGGAAUGGCUAUGCACAAAGAGUUGAAAGGAUUAGUUCACCCAAAAAUUUAAAUUCUCUCAUAAUUUACUCGCCCUCAUGCCAUCCCAGAUGUGUAUGACUCCCAGAAGUGCGUUAGCAAGUUCAAACAAGAACUGACGGAAACAAAAACGGAAGUGCAGUGUUGUUUACAACAGAGGAUUAUAGAGAGUCAUACGUAGUUGCCUCAUUUGGCUGGUUUGAAUACGUCAACUGUGGCUCCAUCCUGGAGCGGUGAACAAGGAGAGCUGUUUGAAUCAGUUUGAAUGCAAGUGAGUGGAGUAGAUGCCUCAGACCGCUGCAUAAACUCCUUUUGUGUCGAAAAAGUACUGCAGCCCAUAGAAACAGCUGCUAAUAAGGGAUCUACAUAUGAAUAUCUAUGCAGAGGAGGCUUACGCCACACCAGAGGCAGUUUGAACUCCACCCUCUUCAACGUACAAACCUCAAGCUGGCAGGAAGUGAACAUUUUUAGUAAAAACGUUUUAAAUAUUGAUCUAUUUCUUACACCUAGCAUUUCUCUUCAGAAGACAUUUAUUGGACCACUGGAAUCAUAUGGAUUAUUUUUAUGAUGGCUAAAUUUGGCACCCAUUCACUUGCAUUUUAUGGACCUACAGAGCUGAAAUAUUCUUCUAAAAAUCUUCAUUUGUGUUGUGCUGAAGAAAGUAAGUCAUACACGCCUUGGAUGGCAUGAGGGUAAAUAUUUUCAUUUUUGGGUGAACCAUUUUUCUUUUUGAUUUGUAACUAGUACAACCUAAUAAACAUGCAAACAAAAAAACAAAAAAAGCUAUGUGUAUUGGGAAAAGCACAAAUUUGUUUUGACUUAUGUUACAAUAUCCCAUUUAUAA